AUGAGGUCCCUAAAGAAGGAAUCCCGCCUCCGAUUACACACGAGCAGAGUGUUGGAGGCCGCAGAGAGCUUCAAAGAAAAGAGGCGAGCAAAGUUACCAGAACAGCCCACACCCCCCAUUCAGGAAGAGCCUGAGCCUGUUAGCAAUGUCCUACAAGGAGAUGACAUUCUUGCCUUAGCCAUUAAGAAGGAAGACUUGACAAAGCAACACAUUCUCCGUCUCGCUAAAACCGAAGAUAAACCUGUCAUUACCCAGAAAUAUAUCAUCCGCAAACUCAAACCCAGGGAUCCGAGGAGGAAGGUCUGCCACUUAGUAGCACAUCCUGCUAAUCCAGAUGCCGCCACAAAGCCUCUGGACUACUCUGGUCCAGGUGACAGCUUUGAAGGCAGUGACCAGAUCCUGCCCCACCACAUCUUGGGGACGCUUCAGGACUUUAAGAGAAUUGCAGUUGCUCGAGGGAACACCCAGCUGGCCAAGCUGAUUCCUGCCCAGACCUGUCCAUUGGCCCUCCUCUGGACUAAAGAAGAGCCAGGGCACAAAGCCCCAAAGGAAGAGAAGAGACUUCCCUGGGCUCCACCUCCUCAGCACAACUUUCUGAAAAACUGGCAGCGUAACAUAGCUCUGCGGAAGAGGCAGCAGGAAGCCCUCAGUGAGCACCUGAAGAAGCCGGUCAGCCAGCUGCUGAUGCACAGUGGGGAGACCUACAGACGGAUCCAGGAGGAGCGGGAGUUCAUUGACCGUGUAAUCCCAGCACAGCGUGACAAGAAAGGCUGGGAGACCAGUGGGUUCUGGAGUCGAGUGGAAUACUUGGGAGAUGAGAUGACAGGUCUGGUCAUAACCAAGACGAAAUCUCAGCGUGGCCUCUUAGAACCAAUCACUCGCAUCAGGAAGCCCCACUUCAUUCAGUUGGAGACAGGAUUACCAGCCGAGAAGGAUCCCUGGUACCGCUACACCUGGGAUCGGAGUCUAUUUCUGAUCUACCGCCGCAAGGAGCUGCGGAGCAUCAUGGCAGAGCUAGAUUUUAACCAGCAGGACAUUGAUGGCCUGGAGGUGGUGGGCAGAGGACAGCCCUUCUCAGCUAUUACAGUGGAAGACUUUUCAGUGUUGGAAAGGAGCCAGAAAAGCUCCUCUGAAGACAUGUGCUUUUGCCCCAAUUUGGCUUCCAUGCCUAUUCUUGGCCCUUCUCUGCUGUUCUGUGGGAAGCCAGCUUGCUGGAUCAGAGGCAGUAACCCAGAGGAUAAGAGGCAUGUUGGAAUUGCUGUUCGCUUGACUUUUGAAACUGUAGAAGGAGAGAAAACAUCUUCAGAUCUGACCGUGGUUAACAAUGGCACAGUGGCCAUUUGGUAUGACUGGCGACGGAGGGACCUGCCAGACACUUUCCAUGACCUGAAGAGAAAUAAGAUGCAGCGGUUUUACUUUAACAAUCGAGAAGGCGUGAUUCUGCCCGGAGAAACCAAAAAUUUUACCUUCUUCUUCAAGUCUUUGACUGCUGGGAUCUUCAGGGAGUCAUGGGAGUUUGGAACUCAUCCCAUCCUCUUAGGAGGCGCACUCCUGCAGGUCAAUCUCCACUCAGUUUCCCUGGCCCAGGACAUUUUUAGGGAUGAGAGAAAGUCACUGGAGAGCAAACUGGCUGCCCGUGAGGCAGUCACCAUUGUGCAGAGCGUGCUGCAGGAGCUACUGAAGGGGGUCUCAACCCCAGAGCGCGUGCCGUCGCCUGCAGAUGCCUAUCUCACGGAAGAGGACUUGUUCCAGCACAGGAAUCCUGGGCUGCAUUACCAGCACCAGGUGGUGCAGAAUCUACACAGACUGUGGCACCAGUAUGUGGUCGCGCCCCCCAAGGCCGAGGAGGUCAUACCAAGCAAGGAAGAGCGCCUCAGCCUCAGGUCCCGGACACCCAUGGCCCAGUCACCCUACAUGGAGAGGAGUGAACCGUCACCACGCUUUCGGAGUCCAAGUAUGGAACCUCAACCGGCCCGGCAGGAAAACGAGAAGACUGGCGUGGGGACCAAGAGUCCUCAGUGGAAGAGUAUCAUGGAAGAGAUUCUGGUGGAGGAAAGCCCAGAUGUAGAGGGUGCCAAGAGUGCCGGAGACAGUAGCCUUCCCGUGCCCGAGUGGAACCUCUGCCUGGAGGACUUCAGGAAGGCCGUGAUAGUGCUCCCUGAGGACCCCCAGAAGGAGGACGCACUAAUCACACUCAACAAAGCAGCCCUGGAGCUCUGCCAGGAGCAGAGGCCAUUGCAGUCUGACCUCCUGCACCAGAUGUGUUUGCAGUUGUGGCGAGAAGUGAUUGACAGCCUGGUGAGCCAUUCCUUGUGGCUAAGGACUCUGCUGGGCCUGCCUGAGAAGGAGACUAUCUACUUGGAUGUGCACGAAGAGCGAGAUCAAAAAUCUUCUCCCAUCACAGAAGUGAAAGGGCCUGUUGGGAGAGUUGGGAAGGAGGAGCGGAAAGCAGCAGCCCAGGAAAAGAAGCAACUGGGAAUCAGAGACAAAGAGGACAAAAAAUCCAAGUUGCUCGGAAAAGAGGAACGUCUGAACAGCAAGAAGCACAAAGCAAAGGAUGACAAGAAAGUAGUGAAAACUGUAAGUCGGGACAGGCUUUACACAGAGGAUCCUGUCUCCGACACCACCAUACCUUCUCAGGAGCCCAUUGACCCGCUGGUCAUGAGCAAGUACACCCAGAGGCUGCACAUUGAGGUCUUUGCGCUGCUGGAUGCCCUUGUGACAGAGCUGAUGGUUCUGGCUGAUGAGCUCAGCCCCUAAAGGAUAUUGAGGAGAUUUUGCAUCUUUGUAGCUGACUCUUGGGCCCAAGCAACCUU
Messenger RNA from Otolemur garnettii (small-eared galago), 2816 nucleotides. RefSeq names its product MYCBP associated protein (gene MYCBPAP). The transcript is spliced from 19 exons. The record is from RefSeq and is a predicted model, not a curated record. Bases 1 to 2760 code for a protein of 919 amino acids. NCBI's taxonomy places the organism in Eukaryota, Metazoa, Chordata, Mammalia, Primates, Galagidae.